AGAAGAUAGAAGCAACUGCAGGUGUCAUCUACAGUACAACUCCAUACACAGACACGGAAGGGUCAGGAGAAGACAUUACCAUGACAGCUACAAAAGAAUCUCUUGAGCAAAGCACAGUGUCCCCUGACAAAACAGAAAUGAAAGAGGCUGUAACAACAUUGGAUGUCUCAAGUGCAGAAUUAUCCACAAGGACCACACCAUUCACUAAUGAAACUGCUGUCACAAAAGCAUCUCUGUCUAUUAGAACACCUCAGUCAAUAUCCUCAGAGUUAGGCAGUGGUGACAUCACAGAAGAGCCAAAAGUAGAAAGUGACUUCACAGUAGCUGAGAGCUCUGGUGACCACACCAUUGAUUUUACUUCAGAAUCUCCUGUAACUGAAGCUCCUCUUGUGUCAAGUGCAGUUAAAACAGACAGAACAAUUACCCCAUCAUCACUUGGACUGAUUACCAGUUUCACAAGUCUGGAAUCAACUAUGGAACCUGACACAACUCAAUAUAAAGAAACGGUCAGCACUGUGCAUCCUUCUGUGGGACCAAGUCUAGCUUUGAAAACGACCAUCUCCCCUUUUACAGAAGAAGGCUCAGGAGAUGAAACAACUGGAAUGUUUACAGACAGAUCAGCAGUAACAAAACUCCACGACUUGUCCGGCGCAACUCACACAAUUGAGACGUCCACAGAUAAAAGUGUCAUCACAGAAAAGACAACUGCAGCAAUAGAUGUAACAGAAGGCUCAGGAGAUGAAACAACUGGAAUGUUUACAGACAGAUCAGCAGUAACAAAACCCCACGACCUGUCCGGCACAACUCACACAGGGGAAUCCUCCACAGAUAGAAGUAUCAUCACAGAAAUGCCAACUGCAGAAAGUGAUGUAACAGAGAAGAUAGAAGCAACUGCAGGUGUCAUCUACAGUACAACUCCAUACACAGACACGGAAGGGUCAGGAGAAGACAUUACCAUGACAGCUACAAAAGAAUCUCUUGAGGAAAUUACAGUGUCACCUGACAAAACAGAAAUGAAAGAGGCUGUAACAACAUUGGAUAAUCUGCUGUAA
This is a messenger RNA of Anguilla anguilla (European eel), 1052 nucleotides long. RefSeq lists its product as uncharacterized. The transcript is spliced from 3 exons. The record is from RefSeq and is a predicted model, not a curated record. Lineage: Eukaryota; Metazoa; Chordata; Actinopteri; Anguilliformes; Anguillidae. The coding region runs from base 81 to 1052 and encodes 323 amino acids.